This is a messenger RNA of Contarinia nasturtii (swede midge), 3154 nucleotides long. Its product is annotated as cGMP-dependent protein kinase 1. Gene Ontology annotation, molecular function: ATP binding; cGMP-dependent protein kinase activity. Lineage: Eukaryota; Metazoa; Arthropoda; Insecta; Diptera; Cecidomyiidae. Gene Ontology annotation, biological process: protein phosphorylation. The transcript has 9 exons. The coding region runs from base 279 to 2825 and encodes 848 amino acids. The record is from RefSeq and is a predicted model, not a curated record.
CCAUACAAGCAGUUUCAAUCGAUUUGUUGGCUGGAGCGUAUCAGGUUGUCGAGAGUGAAAAACAAAAACCUGCUCCGGCAAAAAUAAUAAAACAAAUUAGAAUUUUCAAGUGACAUUGAAACAUCAGUGAACGAUUAAUAUAGUUUAACAGUUAAAUUAAACACGAAUAAAUACGUCGAUCGACGACAAGUGUAAACUAAACGUAGAUUUAUUGGAUUCACGUGAAUUUAAGUGUUAAUUUUGGUAGUGUUUGUGUUAUCGAAAAGAAACUAAUAAAAAUGUCGUGCUUUUCGAAAUUUUUCAAAAUUCACAAGUCAUUCGAUUUGCCAGUGCUGAAUUCGGUGCCAGGAGUUGUCACAAAAACAUUUUCCUUUCAGAAAAAUGCCGAAUUUGACAUGGACACAAUCGACGAUGAGAAGGUAUCACAGAAGGGUCGAAAAUCAAAACCAAAUCGAAAUGGUAGCAUUGCCAACAAUCGCAUAUCACCGCGAGCAUCUCAAGUGACCGUGGAGUCAAAUCAAAAUGGUGUUAUAUCGGAAAAGAAAGAGCUAAAUCACGAAUUCGAUUAUGAGAAAAUUUUAAAUCCAAAGCCACUCGAAUUGCCCGAUUCCUUAUCAAUGAAAUGUGUGCCAAAGCAGACCCUCGACGAUUCAUACUAUGAAGAUGAAUACCCCCGAACGCAUGAACCAUCUGCAUCAAGUUUAUUCGACGAAAAUGAUCGCCAAAAGGCCGACUCAGGCAUUGAAACCGAUGACAUCGAAGAAGCACAUAAAUCGGUUAGUUUUUCAGAAAAUGUAAAGAUUUUGGGCGAGAAAAAAUCAACGGAAACCAAAACAUCGACAGCAGAAUCAAGUCACAGUAAUUCGGUGGGCGGUGAAAGUACCGACAACAAUAAUUUUGAUGAUUCAUUUGCAAAUUUCGACGAUACAAGCGAAGCGUUAAACGAACAGAAUGAAACACGAUCUCGGACGAAAAGAGAAGGUGUUAUCGCUGAUAGUAUCGAUCAGAAAAGUACGCGUGAUUUUGAUUUGGAUUUAAAAGUGUAUGAAAAAAGUGAAGAAACGGAAAAACUCAUAAAAUCAGCAAUUAUUGCCAAUGAUUUUCUCAAUAAUAUGAUGGACGCAGAACGAUUGCAGGCUCUUGUUAACGCAAUGAUUCCGCAAGUUUUGAAAGCAAAUAGUUAUGUGAUAAAAGAAGGUGAAAGUGGAAAUCAAUUUUAUGUAUCGGCCGAAGGUGAAUAUGAAGUCAUUAAAAAUGGUGAAAUUAUAAAAAUAUUCGGUCCGGGUGUUGUUUUUGGUGAAUUGGCCAUUUUGUAUAAGGCUCGUCGUUUUGCAUCGAUUAAAGUAAAAACGGAUGCAUUUGUUUGGGCGUUGGAUCGAAAGAUUUUUCAAAAAAUUAUGAUGAAAACUGGUAGCCAGGAAAGAGAACAGAAUAUUAAAUUUUUGAGUUCGGUUCGUGUGUUGCAAGGCGUUUCAGAGGAUGUUUUACAUAAAAUUGGCGAUUUAUUGAAACGUGAAUUUUAUGCGACAAGUAGCACCAUUAUUAGACAAGGCGAUCAGGGAGAUAAGUUUUAUAUCAUUCGUGGCGGUAGUGUGACGGUAACAAAACGCAUGAAUGACGGCGAUGUUCGUAUCGUUGGAAUGCUGAAGCGUGGCGAUUACUUCGGAGAACAGGCAUUAAUUAAUAAGGCGCGUCGUAUGGCGAAUAUCAUUGCAAAUGAACCGGGCACUGAGUGUCUUACAUUGGACCGAUCAGCGUUCAUUAAGUAUCUUGGAAAAUUGGAAGAAUUGAAACAAAAACCGAUCGAUCAAAUUCCAGAUGAAGAAGGUAUCGUUAUACCAGCACCGAAUAAAAACGUCAUAAGCCCACUUUAUGAUCACAUACAAUUGUCGGACUUGGAAAUAAUAGGCACGUUGGGUGUUGGUGGUUUUGGACGCGUGGAACUCGUACAAUACGAUAAAAAAGAAACAUUUGCACUGAAAAUAUUGAAAAAAUGUGAGGUAGCAAGCCAAGGUCAAAUUGAGCACGCCUACAGUGAAAAAGACAUCAUGUCAUCGUGCGACUCAUCGUUUAUUGUAAAAUUGUACAAAACCUAUCGCAAUCGAAAAUACUUGUACUUUUUAAUGGAAUGCUGUCUGGGCGGUGAUGUGUGGACACAACUUCAGAAAACGAAAUGUUUUGAAGAGAAAACAUCAAAAUUCGUAACAGCAUGUGUUGUUGAAGCAUUUGAUUAUUUACAUACACGUGGAAUCAUUUAUCGAGAUCUAAAACCGGAAAAUUUAAUGAUUGACGCCGAUGGAUACGUCAAACUAGUUGAUUUUGGUUUUGCAAAACGUGUCGGACCGAAUUCGAAAACAUGGACUUUUGCUGGUACACCUGAAUACGUUGCGCCCGAGAUUAUAUUGAAUAAAGGACACGAUCGUGCUGUUGAUUAUUGGGCGUUGGGUGUAUUUAUUCAUGAACUUUUGCUGGGGAAACCACCGUUCCGCGGCAAAGACCAUAUGAAAACGUACAAUUUGAUACUACGUGGUAUUGACGUUGUAACCAUGUCACAUAAAAUACCGAAAAGUGCACAACAUCUCAUUAAAGGCUUGUGUCGUCAAACGCCAACUGAUAGAUUGGGAUAUCAGAAGAAGGGCAUUGCUGACGUAAAGAAACAUGCGUGGUUUGAAGGAUUUCAAUGGGACAAACUAGAAGAUAGAACACUUACGGCACCGCUCAAAAGACCCAUCAAAAAUAAUACCGAUUUAUCAAACUUCGAUGAAUACCCACGUGACAGUGAUGAACCACCAGAUGAACUUACUGGAUGGGAUGCUUAUUUUUAAAAUUAGUUUUAAUUUUAUUAUCAUUUUUAUACUAUAUUUUAUUCUUUUACUAAUUAUUGGAGUAAAUUUACACCAAAAAAAAUGUACAAUUUAUUUUCGAUUCGAAUUUUUGCAUAAAGAUCACACUUUGUACCCAAUCCAAAAUGGAUAUGCUCAUUAGUGCAGGCACUAAAUGUUAUGAAAUAUAUUUUAAAUUUAAGAAAGUCAAAUGAAUGUACUAUACGUACCUUAUUAUAUCAACAUAAUCGACAUAUUUUGAAGACUUUUGUUUGAAAUGCAAGUUAAUCUCAAUAAAAUGAAAUGAAUUCAUUUAAAGCGGUGGCAAAUUA